Austrofundulus limnaeus is the source of this 1388-nucleotide messenger RNA. RefSeq names its product chromobox homolog 8b (gene cbx8b). The record is from RefSeq and is a predicted model, not a curated record. Lineage: Eukaryota; Metazoa; Chordata; Actinopteri; Cyprinodontiformes; Rivulidae. Gene Ontology annotation, biological process: negative regulation of transcription by RNA polymerase II. Gene Ontology annotation, cellular component: chromatin; PRC1 complex. Gene Ontology annotation, molecular function: chromatin binding.
CCGUUUCUUAGCAACGCCGUAAAAAAACUACGCUGACGUCCAUUCUUGUUUCGCGAGUAUUAUGGUCUGYCGGGAAUUCAGAGUGGCUGGGACUGGAAGGAGGGAGGGUGGAGGACGGGGGGUCAUAGCCGCCGCAGCAGCACCCAGCUAACGGGGAGGUAGCACCGGAGUAAACAUGGAGCUGUCCGCCGUCGGGGAGAGAGUGUUCGCCGCCGAGUCAAUCAUCAAACGGAGGAUAAGAAAGGGUCGGAUCGAGUACCUGGUGAAAUGGAAAGGCUGGUCGCCAAAAUACAGCACCUGGGAGCCGGAGGAGAACAUUUUGGACCCCCGCUUGUUUGUCGCUUUCGAGCAGAGGGAGCGAGAAAGAGAGCUGCAUGGGCCCAAAAAGAGGGGACCAAAACCCAAAACGUUUCUGCUCAAGGCCCAAGCUAAAGUUAAAACCAGGUCCUACGAGUUCAGGAAUGAGGUGGUCCGAGGGAUCACCUACCCAAGCCCCGAGCCRGUGGUCACCCCCAGGGCCCGGGAAGGCCUGAGAGCCGUCGUUCCCAMCAUCUUCCCCCCGAGCGCGGUCAACCGUGGGGAGAGCGUGUACCUGGGGGCGUCCGAGCUGGGCUUCUACGACCUCCAGCAGCUGGAUUCAGACGGAGCCAGAAAGAGGGGGCCGAAGCCGAAGCCCCGGCUCGUGGACGGCAGCUGCGGACCCUCUGUUUCCGAGCCCCACAAGAGGAGAGCGGAGGAGCAGCUGAGCCACGGCUCGCACAAACUCACCAAAGUCCAGGGGGGUGAGGAGGUGACCCACAGACACCCAGAGAACCACAAGCACCACCAUCUUUAUCACCACCAUCAUCAUCAUCACUACUCACAGAGCCGUGACCCGUCCGGCAGCACCCCCUACAAGCAGCUGUACUCCCACCGCCUCCUGCAGACGUACAAACCGGACUCGCACGGGUCCAAGUCCGGUUCGAGUCACUUCGCUGCCGUCCAGCACCGCUCCAAGAUGAGCCCGGGCCGGCCGGCCACGCCCCCUCGCAUGGAGAAGCCCUACUUCCUGGACAGGCCRUCGCCGACUCGGGUCCUGGACGACUCGGACGACGUGACCUGGAGGCCGAGUCUGAGCACCGUGGACCRGGUUCUGGUGACGGACGUGACGGCCAACCUGCUGACGGUCACCAUCAAGGAGAGCAGCACCUCGGAGGGCUUCUUCACUCACCACAGAUGAUUUCUGCAAGCUUCCUGUGUCCUCUGAACUACUGUGUGAUUCUUCUACAAAUCUUUCUGUGUAAAGUACAUAAAAACAGUUCCUCCGUGUUUAUACGUGUAAAUAUGAGAAAGUCUGACAUCUAUUUAAUGUAUCGACCAAAUUAAAGAAGUCCAUUUCACCUCGUGCA